UCCAUCAGUGCCAGCAGUCAGUGCUCAUCAGUGCCAUGUGCCAGUGCCCAUCAGUGCCACAUAUCAGUGCCUAUCAGUGCUGCCUAUCAGUGCGCGUCAGUGCCGCCUAUCAGUGCCAGUCAGUGCUGCCUAACAGUGCCAUAUAUCAGUGUCAUGUAUCAGUGCUGCCUUUCAGUGCCCAUCAGUGAUGCCUGUCAAUGCCCAUCAGUGCCUCUUCAUCAGUGCCCAUCAGUGCCACCUAUCAGUGUCCAUCAGUGCAGCCUAUCAGUGCCCAUCACUGCAGCCUCAUUAGCGCACAUCAGUGAAGGAGAAAAAAUCACUUUACAAAAUUGUAUA
Molecule: messenger RNA, 336 nt
Organism: Staurois parvus
Lineage: Eukaryota; Metazoa; Chordata; Amphibia; Anura; Ranidae
Source: the annotation of a GenBank genome assembly